This is a messenger RNA of Phoenix dactylifera (date palm), 2130 nucleotides long. NCBI's taxonomy places the organism in Eukaryota, Viridiplantae, Streptophyta, Magnoliopsida, Arecales, Arecaceae. The record is from RefSeq and is a predicted model, not a curated record.
GAAAUCCACUCCCGAAAUAAGCCGACACGAGCGUCCGCCCGGCCGACGUAAUCGCCAUGGUGGACGCCGGUCCGCCGCGGCUCGACCUCCGGACGGCCGGUCACGUGCUCCGCCGGUCCUGGUCUCUGCUUCUUGCCGCCCUCCCAGCUCUUCUUCUCGCCGCCCUCCUCCUCCUCUCCUUCCGUUCCGCUCUCCUCGCCGGCACUCUCCGCCUCGCCUCCGUUUCCGACCGAGACCCCGCCGUCCGCUCCCUCCUCUCCCGCCUCCCUCCCCGCCGCCGCCCCUUCCUCCAGCUCACCCGCGUCGGCACCCUCGACGAAGACUUCUUCUCCGACUCCGCCGCUGGCGACCGCCGCGCCUCCCGCCGGCCGGCCUCCUCCUCCAACGUCUCCUUCCCCGCCCCCGUCCGCCUCUUCCUCGUCGACGGCUCCCUGGGGUUUCCGAGAUUCCCAAAAUCCGUCAAGAUAAGGGUUCCGGACUUCCCUUCCUCCCCCUUCCUCUUCUCCUUCCCCGAUGGCGAAGGCGGUGCCGACGAUGCCGCUGGCGACCGGGACCAGGCCGUCGAUCUCCGGAUCUUCGGACGCGGACUCGACCUGGACCGCCAAGAUGCGACGGCGAUCCUCUAUCUCCUCACCCUACUCUCCUCCACUCACACCCUCGCCAUCCUAGGGUUCAUCCUCUCCUACACCUGCGCCCUAGGCGUCGUCUUCGUCGCCGUCACCGCUUCCCUCCUCCAGAAGCCGGUCUCCAUCACCGGGACCAUCUAUUCCGGCGCUCGAGUGGGGAUCUGGCGGCUCACGGGGUUCGUGUUCUUGCGGUGGGCUGCGAGGGACGCCCUGGUCCAGUUCCUCUGCAUCUGGUUCUUCGCCGACGUCAGGGAUCAGAACGAGCUCUUCAAGCUCUUUGUGAAGGUCAAACUCAUGCCUUUCUACCUAUCGCCGUUGAACCCAUGGUCCGGGCCCCGUGAUGAGGCUCUCUCGGGGUUCUUCUUCGUCUGGGCCCUGCUCGACACCGUGGUCUCUGUUGUGUUUGCGCUUGUUCCAUGGGUGGUGAUCAUAGACCACAAUUUGAGGAGGCGGGGGCGAGAUGCGGUGAGAGAAGGGUGCUAUUUGAUAUCCAUGAUGCCAGCCCAGGCUUUGUUGCUCAAGUGCUUGGAGACACUGGCCUGUGGGAAUCUUGGGAGGACAUUUGCCAUGAUGGUUGGGGGGAGGCUCUUUGCGGAGGUGUUUCAUUCGGUGGCGGAGGUUUACUUCAUCGUGGUCUGGCUGAUAUUCUAUUUUGCAGCGAGGUGUAGGGAGGGGGAAUUGGAAGGUAGGAGGUUUGGAAGGCAAGAUUUGGAGGAAUGUAUCAAUGGCCUCAGAUGACUGUGGUGGUGGAGCUGUUGGCAAAUACUUGAGAUUCUUAUGUAGGCCUUUAUACGGGGAACAGAGGAAUGGAGAAAGAUCAAACCUUUAGCAACACGGCCAGAAGAACCGUUGGUCCUGCUGUGAACCAACACAAUGAAGAAUGUCAAAGAAGAUGUUCUCAUUGCAGGAUAUGUAGUGUUUCGAGUCAGGCUUGAAUUCAUACUCCUCCCUAGCUUGAUCAAGCACUUCCUGGAAUAACGGAUGCUCAAGAAAGGUGAUUCUAAUGGUGAACCUCUUGCAUUCUUCUCCCACAUACACAAUCAUAUAGCCCCUGGGAACAUCUUUUGGAAUGGUCUGCUUUUCUUGGGAGCAAAAGACUAGAGAGCACUGGGAUAUUUUAUUGGCUGCACAAAUCAAGAACUCUUUGCCCUUUUCCAUCCGCUUCCUCAAGAAGGCCGAGGGAACUCCCUCUAAGCAUCUUCAUGCCCAAAAUGUGUGAGAGUUGUCUUGUAUGAAAACCACAAGAUUCAAUGAGUCUCCAUGCUGUUGGGGCCUAGGAUGUUCGAGCAUUUGAUGAAGGCGAGCUACAAAGAGAGUAGAAUGAUAGCUGAAGGUAAGCUGUAAAACCUUCGGCAAUUUGGAAAUAGUAAAAAUAUUUUCUAGAUUUUGAUAAACAAAAGUUUUAUAUUGUUAUUUAUUUUUCUUUGCCUGAAUUAUUCGCUGAAUUAUUUGAGACGAUUAAUUUAAUCAAGAAUUAUAUGAAGAAGCGUAAUUUCUUUAGUCA